This is a messenger RNA of Yarrowia lipolytica CLIB122, 4173 nucleotides long. RefSeq lists its product as uncharacterized. Gene Ontology annotation, biological process: replication fork reversal. Gene Ontology annotation, molecular function: single-stranded DNA helicase activity; 5'-flap endonuclease activity. Gene Ontology annotation, cellular component: cytoplasm. Lineage: Eukaryota; Fungi; Ascomycota; Dipodascomycetes; Dipodascales. The record is from RefSeq and is a predicted model, not a curated record.
AUGUCGAGAUAUUUUCUGGGGUCUGUGCCCCAAGAUGAUCCGUCACCGGCUGCUGAAGAGGACGAAGACCCGUCCUCCGACUGGUCGGCAGCCACACCCAUAAGGCCAAGGGAAAACAUCCCCAGUUCGGAACAGUACGAGUCCAGUGAUGGCCACAUUUCUUGCAUUCUCUCCCCGCUAGACAGGAACAUUGUGAUCCCUGACCAGAGCGACGAGCCUCCGAUUCCAGUGGUCCUUGAUCCAACCGAAAUCCUUCUGAGACGCUACCGACCCGAAUCAUUCAACAACUCUGCCGCCAGCUCAGCGGCAAAUUCCACAACGGUAAAGGCUUCUUCGGCUGGUUCAGAUGCCAACGCCACAAGCAACUUCACCAACAACCUGGAUCUCAACACGACAGUCAUUGCAGACGAUCCGUUCGUGGAGGCGGUGUGCUCUACGCCCAAGGGAAGGGACAUUAGCGGACGCUUUGAAGAGACUACACCAACAAGAGGUCCACCCGCUCCAAAGCCAGAAGAGUCUUACAAGUUGUCAUCUUCACCGCCAAAGGCCACAGCUGAGAAGCCUUCCAUAACCACCAGCAUCGAGGGUUUGAGUAGUCAGCUUGAUAUCCUUGAUGACUUGGAUGACGACGAUAUUGAUUUUGCAUUGACCCAACAUACCCAGAAAAAGAAGGAAGUCAAGUUAACACAACCUACCAUUAAAAAGGAAACUGAUAUCCACGUUUUGAAGGACAUUGAGGACCUAAAAAAAACGCGUGGGUCUCCCAUUAAGCUUUCAAAAGCAUCAAUGGGGUCUAAUAUUAGGCCCCUGACUGAAGUCAAGAAGGUUGAUGUCAAGUCAUUCAUUGACGACCUGGAGGACGAAGACUUUGAUAGUGAUUUGGAACUCGAAUUCACACAGGUUCGGGCCAAGAAGAAGCCGCGCCUUCAGACAUCGAGAUAUAAGCUCGUCACUGACCAUGUUAUGUCUCAACGAACUCACAAGGAAAACGCCUUACCCGUGGAGAUUGACUACAAACGAGACGAUGUUCUGCGGUUCAGAAUCGUCGAAGUGGAGGAAAGUUCGACUCAGAUCGCUCUAGUUGUGGAGGACAGCAAGGCCCAGCAACACCGUGUUGCUUUGCGAGGUUGCUGGAUGCGAGCAAUACCUUGUGUGGGAGACAUUUGUCAUUUGAUCGAUGAGUCAUCAAAUGACGACAUGGAUCUCGAUUUCGAGAUGGAUUUCGACUACAUUGUGGACGACAUGAAGGGCGAUAUGCUUUUUAUUCUGAAUCCUGACACUCUGGUGACCUGUACAGCCGUUGCUGAGGCCCACCAGUGCACUCGAAACGUGGUUCUGAAAGACAAAAUGCAGGGACCGAGAGGAAUCGGGUCUAUUUUUGCACUCUUGGGUGUCAUUAUCCACGAGACCAUCCAGAUGUGCUUUGGAGCUGUGAGAUACGACGCCGAGUUUGUGGAGUCAUGUGCUGAGACCGUUACCAAAGCAAACAUGGAUGGCAUCAUGCUCUCUGGUGAGAGUUUUGACUCUGUGUUUGCCAAAAUCAAGGACCGACUACCGAACAUUGUGGAGUGGUUUAGAGAGUAUAUGCGUCAGACUCCCUCUGCAGUGGCGAUUGAGAAUCGAACAGGUAAGAAGAGAACUCUUGCUAUCACCAAAGUUGUCGAUGUUGAAGAAGAGAUCUGGUCUCCGCGAUACGGAAUCAAGGGUAAGAUCGAUGCCACCAUUGAAGUCCGGGAGGGAAACCACCGAUACUUGGUUCCUCUGGAAGUCAAGACGGGAAAAUCUACAACUCAUAUUCCUCACCGGUCGCAAACGGCGCUGUACACUCUCAUGUUGCAUGAUCGGUACACUUGUCCCAUCAACUUUGGAGUUUUGUAUUACUCUGCCACCUCUGAGACCCUUGUCAUUCCAGCUGUCAAGGACGAAAUUCAUAACCUGCUUGCUAUUCGAAACGAGGUUGCUAGCUUCAUGCGACAAGGGUCUCGAGACAUGCCUGACGUUAUCUACGAUCAAGGCCAGUGUGACCGGUGUUUCCAGAAGUCGGAAUGUAUGGUCUAUUACCGACUCUACGAUACGUAUUUGAAGGAGUAUAUGGGUGAAGAUGGUGGAGCGACCGCCAACAAGGCCAGAUUCUUGCAGGAGACCGAACAUGUGACUGAGAAGGACUCUCAAUUCUUUAACCACUGGGAUGCCUUGCUGGCCAAGGAAGGAAGUGAUACUGCAGUGCUCAAACGAGAGGUGUGGACCAUGCUGUCCAAGGAUAGAGAAAGGGAAGGGAGAUGUUUCUCAAGCCUUAUUAUUGACAACGUGGAGAAGAAUGCCAAUUCAUUGUGGUACACGUUCAAGUCUCCUGAUGGAAGCGAGAUCCCCUAUGCAUCUGUCAACAUUUCGCCGGGUGACCGAGUAGUCAUUUCUGAUGAGGCUGGUCAUUACUGUUUGGCUAUGGGUACUCUGCUUGGCUCGUCUUCAGAGACUGUGCGAUGUGCUCUUGAUCGUCGACUUGAGUUCUCUCUGCAGAAACUCCAGGGUUUCAGAUCCAACGACAACCAGGUUUUCCAGAGCAUGCUGACCCACAGUUCUCAGAGCCAUGAAGCCCCCAUAGAUUUUAGGUUUCGGGUUGAUCGUGACGACUUCGCUUUUGGCCUGGGAGUUGCCCGUAACAACCUGUUUUCUCUGUUUGCCAAGCAUCUCGGUACCGAUGAGAGCCCCCAGAAGAUCGAGCAACUGCGUUCAUGGAUUGUUGAUUUGGCACCCCCUCAGCCUGUUGCUGGAGAGCCCACUGUCAAACUCGGUCGACUCAAUUCCGACCAGACUAGGGCUGUCCACCACAUCCUGAACUCAAAGGAUUACAGUCUUCUACUAGGAAUGCCUGGAACCGGUAAGACCACCACCAUUGCUGAGAUUAUCAUGGAGCUGGUCAAGAACGGAAAGACUGUUCUCCUGAGUAGUUUCACUCAUUCUGCUGUCGACAACAUUUUGUUGAAGCUGAUGCAGCACCCUUCAUGUAACUUCGACAUGCUGAGAUUGGGAAGCACCUCCAAAAUUCACCCUGAGGUUGCGGAGCAUUACGCAGCCAACAACCGACGGAACUACGAGACCCGAGAAGAGUUCGAGAAGCUUUUUCUUGCUCCUCCAGUUGUUGGUGCAACUGCCUUGGGUAUUGGAGACUGGGUUCUUCAGGAGCGUCAUUUCGAUUACUGCAUUGUUGAUGAGGCCUCCCAAAUCACCCUUCCUUUCUGCCUCGGUCCAAUCCGCUAUGCAGACAAGUUCGUUCUUGUUGGAGAUCAUUACCAGCUGACGCCCAUUGUCAAGAAUCCGGAAGCUGCUGGACUGCGAGAGUCUCUUUUCAAGAUGCUAUGUGACGCACAUCCCACCCAGGUAGUUAAUCUGGGUAUUCAGUACCGAAUGUGUGCUGAUAUCAUGUUGCUGUCCAACACUCUGAUCUAUGAUGGCAAGCUGAAGUGUGGUAGUGACGAGGUGGCCAACCAAUCUUUGGCUGUUCCUCAGCUCUCCAAACUGCGUACUUUGUACGCCGAUGGACUCCCCAAUGGCGACUAUCUAGGUCAUGUUCUGGAUCCCAAGCGGAAGGUUAUCUUCCUCAACACGGAUCUUGUUCCUGCGCAGGAAACUAUUGCCGGCGAUAGAAUCCAUAACCCCACUGAAGCUGUCAUAGUGGGCCAGAUUGUGGAGGCUCUUUGUCUGUGUGGCGUUGAAGACUCACAGAUUGGAUGCAUCUCGCAGUACAGAGCUCAGCUGAAACUUAUCAACAAGGAGCUUGCCCUGCGAAGUGGCAUCGAAGUUAUGACCGCAGACAAGUUCCAGGGCCGAGACAAGGACUGCAUUGUGGUGUCUCUCGUGCGGUCAAACAACGAGCAGCGAGUCGGUGAUCUUCUCAAGGAUUGGCGACGGCUCAAUGUGGCCUUUACGCGAUCUCGAUCCAAGCUCAUUGUCAUUGGAUCUCGAGCUACCCUUGAGUCGUUUGAUCUUCUCAAGGAGUUCUUGCGUCUGAUCGAUGACAAUGGAUGGAUGUAUUCGCUUCCAAAGGACUGUACUAAGAUGUACAGCAUUGUCAAACAGGGUACUUCCCCUAGAAAGAAGCAAAAGCGUGUUGGCCUGAGCCAGCGCUUGAUCGAUAACCGGCCUAUCAUGAAGAACAUUCUUGAGGGUCUUUAG